Messenger RNA from Ostrinia furnacalis (Asian corn borer), 780 nucleotides. RefSeq names its product Phytanoyl-CoA dioxygenase domain containing 1 (gene Phyhd1). The transcript has 5 exons. NCBI's taxonomy places the organism in Eukaryota, Metazoa, Arthropoda, Insecta, Lepidoptera, Crambidae. The record is from RefSeq and is a predicted model, not a curated record. Bases 1 to 765 code for a protein of 254 amino acids.
AUGUAUAUUGAAAGAUACGAUCUUCAUACAGCUUCCAAGCGAGCACUGUUCGCAAACUCAUUUAAGCUCUCUUAUUUGUUCCAGUUUGAACAAGACGGCUACGUAGUGCUAGAAGACUUCCUAAGGCCAGCGGAAUGCGACGAGAUCAAAGCUGCAGGCAUAGAGCUCGCCAAAAAUGUACCUGAGACGGAGCAAAAGACUGUUUUCGCUACCACCAAUGAACAAGACAUACAGCGCACCAAAGAUGACUACUUCAUAAAUAGCAACGACAAAAUCAGAUAUUUCUACGAAGAAGGAGCAAUCGGAGACGAUGGGAAGUUAAAAGUGGACCCUACAGAAGCAUUAAAUAAGGUCGGCCACGCCCUUCACCUCCUACACCCGAUCUUCAGGUGCUACACCUACAGUGACCGAGUGAAGGCUGUCUGCCACCAGCUCGGCUUCAAGGAACCGGCGGUGGUGCAGAGCAUGUACAUCUAUAAGAACCCACGGAUCGGAGGCGAAGUUGUUCCACACCAAGAUGCUACGUACUUAUUUACGGAACCCAUUCCGCCUCUUGGUUUCUGGAUCGCUAUCGACGACGCAACGAUCCAGAACGGGUGCCUCUGGAUGGCGCCAGGGUCCCACAAGUCGGGGGUCCAUAGACGCCUCACGCGGAACCCUGACAAGGAACCCGCGUUCAUCUACGACCGGCCGGCGGCUGUGUAUCCAGAAUCCAGCUUCACGCCGGUGCCUGUAAGCAAAGGUAAUUAUAAUAAUUAUAAUUAAAAAUAAUUGUAACAC